AAGGAGACGGUGUGUCUGCCCACUCGGGCACUAGCAUUUAUGUUGUCUACUGGGGCACUAGCAUUUAUGUCGUGUACUGCCUGGCAGGGUUGGCUUUCUUCACAAGUGUAGUUGUGAGCCUUGCUUAGGUGAAGGAAAUGCUGUCCUUGUGGAGAUUUAUUGGUCUGAUGAAUCUUCAGGACAUGAUGGGCUUGAUGCACCUGAUUUCCUGACCUCAGCGUGGGAGUGUGUGGCUCAUGCAAGCUGUUUGGUUUAAUCCUCUUUAGAGUCCCUGGAGAGAAAUCUCUCCGAUCCCCUGAGGUUGAAGUUCAGUUUUCUGUAAACCUUGCAGGGAAGGGGAAGGCAGAGGAUAGUAAGAGGCCAGGAGAAGGGACCAGAGGAUCUUUCCUGCUAAAUAGGAGCCGCAGAUGAAGCCAGGGACAUGUGCCCUUCCACGCUGAAUCCCGAAGGGUGCUCCGAGCACGGAAAGCGCCCCGAUUGCUGUGUACUUCCUUGCCAUUAGUAAACAUGGCAACUCGGCUCCCUGAUUCCCUUCAAGUUAACCUAAAGUGGCCAAUAGUCAACAUGGCCGCCCGAACGUGAAUUCCCAUUUGCCACAGCCGUGAAGCCCCGCCCCUCUGAGCGUCCAAGGGAAUAGCGGAGCGGAGUAUUGCGGCUCGCGGCCGAGCUGCGCCUGCGCAAGUCAUUGGCGCCAAGAUGGCGAUGGAAAUGAGGCUCCCGGUAGCUCGCAAGCCCCUCAGUGAGACCCUUGGUCGCGAUCCUAAGAAACACCUGGUGGUGCCGGGAGACACGAUCACCACGGACACGGGCUUCAUGCGGGGCCAUGGAACAUAUAUGGGAGAAGAGAAACUCAUUGCAUCUGUGGCUGGCUCUGUGGAGAGAGUAAACAAGUUGAUCUGUGUGAAAGCUCUGAACACCAGGUAUAAUGGUGAAGUAGGAGACAUUGUAGUGGGGAGAAUCACAGAGGUUCAACAGAAGAGGUGGAAGGUGGAGACCAACUCCAGGCUGGAUUCAGUUUUGCUUCUCUCAUCCAUGAAUCUUCCUGGAGGAGAGCUGAGGAGAAGAUCUGCAGAAGAUGAGCUUGCAAUGAGAGGUUUCUUGCAGGAAGGGGACCUUAUCAGUGCUGAGGUCCAGGCAGUGUUCUCUGAUGGAGCUGUCUCUCUGCAUACGAGGAGCCUGAAAUAUGGAAAGCUAGGUCAGGGUGUUUUGGUCCAGGUUUCCCCUUCCCUGGUGAAACGGCAGAAGACUCACUUCCAUGACUUGCCGUGUGGUGCCUCAGUGAUUCUGGGUAACAAUGGCUUUAUCUGGAUCUACCCAACCCCUGAGCACAAGGAUGAGGACGCAGGGGGCUUCACUGCAAACCUGGAGCCUGUCUCCCUUGCUGAUCGAGAGGUGAUAUCACGGCUCCGGAACUGCAUUGUCUCCUUGGUAACUCAGAGGAUGAUGCUGUAUGACACCAGUAUCCUGUAUUGCUAUGAAGCAUCCCUUUCGCAUCAGAUCAAAGACAUCUUAAAGCCAGAAGUCAUGGAGGAGAUUGUGCUGGAAACACGCCAGAGGCUUUUAGAACAGGAAGGAUGAGGAGAGGCUCUUGAAGAUGGGCCAAGUCACUGUGAGGUCCCCACAUGUGCCCAGGGAGGAUCCACAGACUCAUUACUCAUCUGCAUUGCAGUUGAGGGGCUGGAGAGCUCCUGAGCCUGCUCUCUCUUGUUAUGAGACAGCCUGGCGGGAACUAAACAUUGCCAGACAGGCCAGUUCCCAGUGCAAAGAGGUAGUUUCAGGUCUUUUAUCCUGUUGAGACGAAUGGCUCCUGGAAUAAUCGGGUGAAUCCUUUGUCUUCCACUCACCAUCAUUCACAAGGCACAAAGCCCCCUGAAAUUACCCCAUUAGAAAACAGCUUCUUGGGGCUGGGGAUGUGGCUCAAGCAGUAGCGCGCUCGCCUGGCAUGCGUGUGGCCCGGGUUCAAUCCUCAGCACCACAUACCAACAAAAGAUGUUGUAUCUGCCGAAAACUGAAAAAUAAAUUUAAAAAAACAAAACAAAACAAAAAAAACCCACAGCAUCCCUGACCCCUAAAUAGUGUGUUCUGGUCUCCACUCCACCUUUGAAGUUCAAGUGUUUGGUGAAGAAUACAGUGGUGAAGUGAGGCCCACGGUCAGGGAAGAAUAAAGUUCACCCAGCCACCUUUUGCUUACCCAGAAUCUCAUUUCCCACUGUAUGUUCCUUCCACUGAGAUGUGAGGAGUUGACACCAGGUCCCUUACUUAACCUGUCCUGCCUUUGAGGGGGGUUUAUAAGAAGUUAUUACCAAUAAUAGAAUGAAUGGAAUGAAUGUUCUGGGCCCAUCAUACUUUUGGGUGCCUGAUAAACAUGAAAAGUAACUGAGGAAAAUGGAGAUUGGAAAAGCAAAGCUGUUUUCCUCCUAUAAUUGAAGUAGUGACACAUUCAUUUUUGAAUAAUUUACAGUUAAAAAAUAAAAACCAGAUACUGAAGUUCUCACUGAGGAAUGUUAGAAUUCCUAUCCAUUGUUUUUCUGAUAACUAUUUAAAAAUGGUGCUCUGAUUUAGGUUUUCAGAAACAUUUUUUAAGGCAUUAUAUAUGGAAGUACUAUUUUAUUCCACAUGUGCGGUGAACUACUUUUUGAUGGCUGUAAGUGUGCUCAUGUUGGUUUCUGGGUAACAGCUAAAUGCAGCUAGCUGAAGGAGGGCUCAGCAGACAUAACUUCCAUCUGAGGCCUUUCUACCCUACUUCUAUUAAAACAAACCUAGGCUGUUUCAGUGGUAGUAACCAACCAACCACUGCCUUGGACAGCUCUGAAAUACAGUUGGCUCUUUUUCAUUACAUGGUUCUUUAUAACUCAGUUGACAACUUUUUAAAAUCAUUAUCCCAUGUGUCCCCUGUUUUGAGGAAAGUGAAGACAAAUGAAUAAGCUUUAGGCAGCAUUGCAUCGUUAGGUUGGCUCACCUGUCAUGUUUUUAAGAUUUUCCAUUUGAGAGACAGAAAUGAUAAAGAGCAGAGCCUGUGUCCAGCAAGCUCGUUCACCCACGCUGGUUCUUCAUUCAGUUCCUGCUGAGGGGUAAUACCAAGGUCUGAAAGCACCUUCUGGUGAUUACCUGCUUUCCAUGGCCCACUAGAGGGCGCCCUGGUUAAGUGUAUUUCCAGUAGGUGUAAGAAAUGGAAUAAGCCGAAAAUUUUAAGCUUAAUGAGUUUUGCUUUACAAGAGUGAAGACAAAAUUA
Molecule: messenger RNA, 3232 nt
Organism: Ictidomys tridecemlineatus (thirteen-lined ground squirrel)
Lineage: Eukaryota; Metazoa; Chordata; Mammalia; Rodentia; Sciuridae
Gene: Exosc2
Product: exosome component 2
Biological process (GO): U4 snRNA 3'-end processing; exonucleolytic trimming to generate mature 3'-end of 5.8S rRNA from tricistronic rRNA transcript (SSU-rRNA, 5.8S rRNA, LSU-rRNA); CUT catabolic process
Cellular component (GO): nuclear exosome (RNase complex); cytoplasmic exosome (RNase complex)
Molecular function (GO): RNA binding
Source: RefSeq, a predicted model, not a curated record